UUCCUUUACCACGACUCAAGCAAGGUAAAUUGGGAUAAGACGGUAGCUUUUAUUAAUAAAAACAAAAUGAGUGUUCAGAAUUAUAAGGUCGCUGAUAUUUCCCUUGCUGCCUUUGGCCGCAAGGAACUUGAAAUUGCUGAAAAUGAAAUGCCUGGUUUGAUGGCUAUUCGCGAGAAGCAUGCCCAGUCUCAACCUUUGAAGGGAGCUAGAAUUGCUGGUUGUCUUCACAUGACUAUUCAAACCGCAGUUCUCAUUGAGACUUUGGUUGCUUUAGGUGCUGAAGUAACCUGGUCUUCUUGUAACAUUUACUCUACUCAAGAUCAUGCCGCUGCUGCCAUUGCCGCUACUGGUGUUCCCGUCUUUGCUUGGAAGGGUGAAACUGAGGAGGAAUACAUUUGGUGUAUCGAACAACAAUUAAAGUCUUUCCCUAGCGGCCAACCUUUGAACAUGAUUUUGGACGAUGGUGGUGACUUGACUGCUCUUGUUCAUGAGCGUCAUCCUGAACUUCUUGUUGAUAUCCGCGGUGUUUCUGAGGAAACCACUACUGGUGUCCACAAUUUGUAUAAGAUGUUCCAUGAGAACAAACUUAAGGUUCCUGCCAUUAAUGUCAACGACUCUGUUACCAAGUCCAAGUUUGAUAAUCUCUUUGGCUGCAAAGAAUCUUUGGUCGAUGGUAUCAAACGUGCUACCGACGUUAUGAUUGCUGGUAAGGUUGGUGUUGUCGCUGGAUUUGGUGAUGUUGGUAAGGGUUGUGCCACUUCUCUUCGCAAUCAAGGUGCUCGCGUUAUCGUUACUGAAGUUGAUCCUAUCAACGCUCUCCAAGCUGCCAUGGAUGGCUUUGAAGUUACUACUAUGGAAGAGGCUGUUACUGAAGGUCAAAUAUUCGUUACUACCACUGGUUGUCGUGAUAUUAUCCGCGGUGAACACUUCAUGGCUAUGCGUGAAGACUCUAUCGUAUGCAACAUCGGUCAUUUUGAUGUUGAAAUUGAUGUUGCCUGGUUGAAGCAGAAUGCUAAGGAUUGCGUCAACAUUAAGCCUCAAGUUGACCGUUAUGAAUUGAGCAACGGACGCCAUAUUAUCCUUUUGGCCGAUGGUCGUCUUGUCAACCUUGGCUGUGCUACCGGACACCCCUCUUUUGUCAUGUCUUGCUCUUUCGCUAACCAAGUCCUUGCUCAAAUUGCUUUGUGGACUGACAACCAAAGCUAUCCUGUUGGUGUCCAUAUGCUUCCUAAGAAGUUGGAUGAAGAAGUCGCUCGUUUGCACUUGGGUAAGCUUAAUGUUAAGCUUACCGAACUUACUCCUGUUCAAUCUAAAUAUUUGGGUAUUCCAUCUGAGGGUCCUUACAAGGCUGACCACUACCGUUAUUAAUUUCUCUAAUUAAUUUUGCAUUGGCUUUUUGCACACUUUCAUUUAUAAAAUUUCAACAUAUUCCGUUGUUUGAUGUUUUCAACAGCAUCAUGCCACAACGAUACCAUGAAAUAUAAUAAUGAUAUUCAAUUGGGUAUACGUGGAUUUAGGUAUAUUAUUAAUGAAACGGUUUAGACUGAGUACCGAAAGAGCCCAGAUUAAGUGUUGUGUAGGUGAAAAUGAUGCAUGUAUGUUCGAAGUAUAGUAAAAGUAGGCAUUUCAUAUGAGGUUUUAAGUGAGUUAGCUGUAUUAUAACGUAUAAUGAGAUUGAAUAAACCGAA
Molecule: messenger RNA, 1688 nt
Organism: Schizosaccharomyces cryophilus OY26
Lineage: Eukaryota; Fungi; Ascomycota; Schizosaccharomycetes; Schizosaccharomycetales; Schizosaccharomycetaceae
Product: adenosylhomocysteinase
Exons: 1
Coding region: 67-1368 (433 amino acids)
Biological process (GO): L-methionine cycle
Cellular component (GO): cytosol
Molecular function (GO): adenosylhomocysteinase activity
Source: RefSeq, a predicted model, not a curated record